AUGGAAAGACUCGAGCUUACGAGCCAACAACGUGGUCCUCAGCUUGAGUAUGAGGCCAGUCUACGACCAAUACACGACAAGGUCGAAGACAUUGCAGAAAGACUGGAAAGCAAUCUUACUCCUGUCUCGAGUGCGCUAGCUUCAGUUGGAAGAGCAGUAUUCGGUCUCAAUAACGUUCUGGGUCAGGUUUUCGAUUUCCUCGGCUCCUUCCAGCGAGAGACAAAGCUUGCGCUUCAAAGGAUCAUUCAGACCAACAUGCAGAUAUACGCGUUACUUCUAACGAGCCAAAGUGGCUCGAGCACCGGUCUGCCCAUGCCCUCCGACUCCAUCGUGUUUGAAGAUGCACUUGGCAGGACCAUUUCGCUUCCCUAUCAAUGGUUCCGUCACUGGGAGACCUUUGAGGGCAUGCUCCGCGCCGAGUUCAAAGGCGUGCCCGGCGAGGCUAAAGUGUCGGAAGGACAAUACCAUUUGAUCGACACCAAAGGUGCUGGAGCGAUCAUAAGAAAAGAAGACUGGCAUAGAACAGUGUUUCCGGGCUCUUCAGUGACCAUGUCGGUGAUAAUCUCCCAGAUACGCUGGCAGGGAGGGCUUUGUCCGCGCCCGAGCUGCGGAGAGACACGAAUCGAAUUGGACCGUCCACGGGCUUUGGUUACAUGGUAUGUUGCUUACUCUCUACUUAUCGGACCAACGCUUAUUCCCAAAAGUAAAAGCUGUGGCUUGAAGUAUUAUCCGUCGGCAGAGAGGCUCGAAGGCCAAACAAAGCGUGUCACAGUUCUGACAGAAGACGAUGAAGUGGGAUGGUCACAGAGUACUCAAGAUCUGGAGGUCUUCGGCGCCAGGCCCCUACCCAAGGACCCUGAGGAAGAGGCCGCAAUCCUAGAGCUGUUGGGAUGCGCAGAUACAACAACGGCUAAUCAAAAUGUCACGCUGACAGGCAGUAUGACACAGACGGGCCCUUACAAAGAAAAAGCCCCAAAGUCCCACGAGCUCACCGUCGUACCUGAUGUUCAAAAGCCUGUGACAGACAAGGCUAGGCCUUCAGAUAGCUUAUCCUCAGCAUUCCAAACGCCAUUGGAUAUAUGGUUCGCACAAACCCAAUCCGUGGGCCUCGACCCCAACAUGACCUCAAACAUCCCGUAUUCAGACAGGACGCGUCGAGACGAAGAAGCCUCCGAAAUGGAACAUUUCAAACGCGUCCAUAUCAAAGAAGGGGCCAACAACUCAGAUGACAACAAUGACGCAAUGAAGGGCGUUAUUGACCCAAAAUGGACAGACGAAGCAAUCUACCGGCGGAAUAUUUGCGACAGGUUUCCCUUGCUACCGUUCUGGCUGGCUCAUCGCCUAGCGAAGCUUAAUGUCGAAAGAGCGAAACGACUCCCGCGCGCCUACUACGCAAGGACUUCCUCAUCUCACGGAGACAGCGAGCUCCCGCUGCCUAGCAGCGCUAGUGGCGAUGAAGGCCCAUAUCCAGAUGGUGAUGGAAAGGGUGAAUAUGCCUGCACCGAUCCGGAACGGUCAUCGUCACUUGACGAUGAAGGAAAGCGUGCUUUUGAAGGAAUAGCUAGCUCCCUCCAGGAUGAAGCACGACUACUUCGUCGCAAAACUUUUGGUCAUGUCGAUCACCAGGCUCGGGACUUGCCUCAAGAGACGUCUUUCUGGACAGGUAAAGCGGGGCAGAAACGUCCAGCAUCUACCUUAUCUCGUUCGUCUCACUCAAACAACUCGCUGCAAUUACCCGAUGCUCCAGUGAAAAGAAGCCGAAAGAGUUCAUCCGUCAAAACACAUUCUUCUCACUCAACUAUUAGUUCAACAAUGUCCCAAUUCGUAUGCCCCCCUCCCCCAGUUGAUCUGGAAAAGGAAAACAUCUUUGUAUGCGACAUCUGCAACAAGAAGGUUUUCGUCAUGAGGAGGCGUGAUUGGCAGUAA
Molecule: messenger RNA, 1926 nt
Organism: Fonsecaea multimorphosa CBS 102226
Lineage: Eukaryota; Fungi; Ascomycota; Eurotiomycetes; Chaetothyriales; Herpotrichiellaceae
Exons: 2
Coding region: 1-1926 (641 amino acids)
Source: RefSeq, a predicted model, not a curated record